Messenger RNA from Gracilinanus agilis (Agile Gracile Mouse Opossum), 1260 nucleotides. RefSeq names its product CUGBP Elav-like family member 4 (gene CELF4). Lineage: Eukaryota; Metazoa; Chordata; Mammalia; Didelphimorphia; Didelphidae. The coding region runs from base 1 to 1260 and encodes 419 amino acids. The transcript has 16 exons. Gene Ontology annotation, molecular function: mRNA binding. The record is from RefSeq and is a predicted model, not a curated record. Gene Ontology annotation, cellular component: ribonucleoprotein complex; cytoplasm; nucleus. Gene Ontology annotation, biological process: regulation of alternative mRNA splicing, via spliceosome; mRNA splice site recognition.
AUGUAUAUAAAGAUGGCUACGUUAGCAAACGGACAGGCUGACAAUACGAGCCUCAGUAACAACAGUCACGGCAGCCCGGGCAGUAACGGGCACAUGAACGGAUUAAACCAUAGCCCGGGGAACCCGUCUACCAUUCCCAUGAAGGACCAUGAUGCCAUCAAGCUGUUCAUUGGGCAGAUCCCCCGAAACCUGGACGAGAAAGACCUCAAGCCCCUCUUCGAGGAGUUUGGCAAGAUCUACGAGCUGACGGUUCUGAAGGACAGGUUCACUGGCAUGCACAAAGGAUGUUACUUUCUUGAACAUUCUGAACCUGAGUCCUCAUUAAAAAAGCAGACAGCCCUUCACGAGGAGAAAUCCGUGCCAGGGAUGAACAGACCCAUCCAGGUGAAGCCUGCGGACAGCGAGAGCCGAGGAGGUAGUAGCCAUCUGCGACCCCCCCCCCACAACAGAAAACUCUUUGUUGGCAUGCUCAACAAGCAACAAUCUGAGGAUGACGUUCGCCGGCUCUUUGAGGCCUUCGGAAACAUUGAGGAAUGUACAAUCCUUCGGGGGCCAGAUGGCAACAGCAAAGGGUGUGCCUUUGUGAAAUACUCCUCCCAUGCUGAGGCCCAAGCUGCCAUUAACGCCUUGCAUGGCAGCCAGACCAUGCCGGGAGCCUCGUCUAGCCUGGUCGUCAAGUUUGCAGACACAGACAAGGAACGCACAAUGAGGCGGAUGCAGCAAAUGGCGGGCCAGAUGGGCAUGUUCAACCCUAUGGCCAUCCAGUUUGGGGCAUAUGGAGCCUAUGCACAGGCACUGAUGCAGCAGCAGGCGGCCAUCAUGGCAUCCGUAGCACAAGGAGGCUACCUGAACCCCAUGGCAGCCUUCGCCGCAGCCCAGAUGCAGCAGAUGGCAGCACUCAACAUGAAUGGCCUCGCAGCUGCCCCCAUGACCCCAACCUCAGGUGGUAGUACCCCUCCGGGCAUCACUGCACCAGCUGUGCCUAGCAUCCCAUCCCCCAUCGGGGUGAACGGAUUCACUGGCCUUCCCCCACAAGCUAAUGGGCAGCCUGCAGCUGAAGCCGUGUUUGCCAAUGGAAUCCACCCCUACCCAGCACAGAGCCCCACGGCGGCCGACCCCCUGCAGCAGGCCUACGCAGGAGUGCAGCAGUAUGCAGGUCCCGCUUACCCUGCUGCCUAUGGUCAGAUAAGCCAAGCGUUCCCUCAGCCGCCUCCAAUGAUCCCACAGCAACAGAGAGAAGUGUCUGUGACUGUAGUGUGA